Messenger RNA from Microplitis mediator, 3013 nucleotides. RefSeq lists its product as uncharacterized. Bases 602 to 1942 code for a protein of 446 amino acids. Lineage: Eukaryota; Metazoa; Arthropoda; Insecta; Hymenoptera; Braconidae. The transcript is spliced from 6 exons. The record is from RefSeq and is a predicted model, not a curated record.
GGGUAGUAAUUGGUGUUGUGCUGAUUUAAAAAGAAAUAUGUAUAUGUAUUUAAAAUAGCUUGUUUGGUUGGUGAACUGCCAAAUAAAUUGGCGUAUUAAAUUGACCUCUACUUGUUAUGCUCUUGAUCAUUGUUACUUCAAUACUUAUCUCAAAAAUAGCUGUCAACAUUUUUGUGUAAAACAAAAAAAUUUAGUUGUUCGUAGUAAUAUAAUUGUGUUAUUUAUUAAAACAGAUAGAAAAAUGUUUGAAGGCUAUAUAAUAUUUAUAUUCAUCAUCACAUGACCAACAACGGAAAGCCUUAAAGAAUUUAAAAUUCUUUUGUAAUAAUGAUAUGUGGCUUGUAUCAAAGACAUCAACGGAUGUAAAGGAUAUGGCCACGUUAUAGACGGGAUAUUUCAUCAAAAGAAAGACCAUGACCAUGAGCCCGAUCCUGAUUUGAGGAAAAAAAUCGAAUUCCGCGAGACGCUUAAAAAAUUUUGUGUUGUCAGGCACACUGAUCCGAUUAAUAUUUGGAAAAGCGCGCUUGCAGAGUGUCAAGUCGAUGCAGCAAAUUACCCCUAUAGCAAGUAUAGGUCUUCAAUAAACAAUUACAUUCUCGAGAUGCAGCCGGAAAAAGUGAGACUGGGUGUGAAAAAUAACAAUAUAAAAUCGUUUGUUGAAUCUCUUCGUCAAGCCCAACAAGCUGGGAAUUUAACUUCUGGAGUCCACAACGAAUCCAAGCUAUCAGUUGAAAUCGAAGAGUUCAAAGCUCAUGUAUCUAAAGGCGAAGUAAUAGCGUCAAAUAUAUAUGUUUAUGAUGAGAAUUUGAUAGAGUCUAUGUGUAAAGAACCUCAACAUUUAUAUAUUGAUGCUACUUUCGAUGCUUGUCCUCAAUUUGAAGAUACCGCGAUUCACCAAUUGUUGACAAUAAUGGUGAAGGUGUCUAAUCCAUCGUCUAAAGAAGAGAAGCCAAUUCCAUGCAUAACAGUUUUAAUGACAAACAAGGCGGAAGUUUGCUAUGUCAAGAUUUUUGAAUUUAUUAAAAAUAAAUUUCCAACUUUCGAUCCUUCUUCAUACAUGAGCGAUUAUGAAAUUGGAUUGCACAAUGCCCUGAAACGAGUUUUUCCGAAAAUCAUUGCCAGGCAUUGUUACUUCCAUUAUUCGCAAGCGAUCUUUCGAAAGGCACAGCAGCUUAAAUUAAUAAAUAAAAGUAAGAACUCGCAGACUGAUCCUGACAUUUUUAUAGUUCUUCACCAAAUAAAUAGGCUACCAUUGUUUCCACCUAAUCUAAUUGAACAAGCUUAUUCAGUAAUUAAGGAAGAAGCAAUAAAUGAUUUCGGCGAUAUGUUCAAUACAUUUUUUGAUUAUUUUGAAAGUUUUUGGUUGAGGCAAAUAACACCUGCUGGAUUUUCCGUAUACGGCAUGCGAAGUGAUAGGACAAAUAACCAUCUAGAAUCCUACCACAGUAAUCUUAAUGGUCGAUUACAAAAACAUCCGAGUCCAAAUGCAUUUAUAACUGUCCUAAAAGAAAUAUUUGUUGAAGCAAGAUCAACUCGAAAGAGUAUAAUAAAUAAUAAUUAUAGGCCUUUGCCACCAAAAAAAAAGACGAAAAUUAAUGAAACUGAAAUUCAAGAAUUUUGGGAUUCCGUUGAAGAAGCUGAGGAAGAAAACAUACUAGAUGGUGAGCAGAUAAUCGAAAAAAUUAAUAGUUUUAAAAAAAUACAAGAAUUAAUUAAAGCAGAAAAUAAGAUUUUAAAAAAUCAAAUAGAAAAUAUUGACAGCACCAAAACAAUAGAAAAAGAUAUAGAAGAAACGGAACUAGAGAGUUUUUUAAUAAUGGGAAAGUUAAAUUCCGAAGAAAACUUUAAAACUUUGAAAAAAAUAAAAAGAAAAUAUUUACAAAAUGAAAAAAAAAUAAUGAUCAUCAACAUAGAAGAAAAAAAACACCCAUUAAUCAUUUAAAAAUUGAUACAAUCAACGAUUCUGACAGCGAUGAAAAUAAAUUUAUCUUUUAUUAUAAAGUAAAUUGACAUAAUAAUAAAUGUGUCAACCGUGCCGGGGAAUUAUAAAUCCUAAAGACUGCUGAAUAAUUUUUAUGCUUGCUAGCGUCUCAGCCGUGCCAAGGCUCGAGAAAGUUGCUAGUACAUUAAGGCUUUCUGAAUGUAUCAUGGAUAAAUAAUAAUUAAAUUCAAUGAUUUUAGUCUUACUAGCGUCUGAACCGUGCCAAGGCGCAAGCCAGUUGCUAGUUCAUAGAGUCUUUCUGAAUGUAUCAUGGAUAAUUAAUAAUUAAAUUCAAUGAUUUUAUUCUUACCAGUGUCUGAACCGUGCCAAGGCACAAGCCAGUUGUUCGUACAUUGAGUCUUUCUCUAUGUAUCAUGGACAAAUAAUAAUUAAAUUUAAUGAUUUUAUUCUUACCAGCGUCUGAACCGUGCCAAGGCACAAGCCAGUUGUUCGUACAUUGAGUCUUUCUGAAUGUAUCAUUGAUAAAUAAUAAUUAAAUUCAAUGAUUUUAGUCUUACUAGCGUCUGAACCGUGCCAAGGCACAAGCCAGUUGUUCGUACAUUGAGUCUUUCUCUAUGUAUCAUGGACAAAUAAUAAUUAAAUUAAAUGAUUUUAUUCUUACCAGCGUCUGAACCGUGCCAAGGCACAAGCCAGUUGUUCGUACAUUGAGUCUUUCUGAAUGUAUCAUUGAUAAAUAAUAAUUAAAUUCAAUGAUUUUAUUCUUACCAGUGUCUGAACCGUGCCAAGGCACAAGCCAGUUGCUAGUACAUAGAGUCUUUCUGAAUGUAUCAUGUAUAAUAAAUAAUUAAAUUCAAUGAUUUUAUUCUUACCAGCGUCUGAACCGUGCCAAGGCACAAGCCAGUUGUUCGUACAUUGAGUCUUUCUGAAUGUAUCAUUGAUAAAUAAUAAUUAAAUUCAAUGAUUUUAGUCUUACUAGCGUCUGAACCGUGCCAAGGCACAAGCCAGUUGUUCGUACAUUGAGUCUUUCUCUAUGUAUCAUGGACAAAUAAUAAUUAAAUUCAAUGAUUUUAG